AUGGCUUAAAACUUUAGACUUAUUUUGCUAGUACUAACUGCUAACUUGCUCUGUCGUGAAACUAGUUAGCAAUGUUUCAUCUUCAAAGAUGUCUAUGAGGUAAUGAAAACGUUGACAUUUACUUAAAAAUUCUCAUUAACUACUCUCAAUCUAUUUGAUGUAUGCGCUUUUUCAAGGACUUCUUACUAUGGAAAUGAGCAUUUGCCGUAUAGGGAAAUCACUCGAAAGCUACUUUAAUGGAAAGACAAUGAGACUCCAGAUGAUUUUGAUUUUGUUGGCUACAACUAGAAACUUGAGAAAUUCUCUGAAAGUGGAAACUUCAAUAACACGAUUAAGUACAAAUGGAGCGAUAAUCUAAGAAUUCCUUUAACAACUCAUAGAGUGUGGAUAACAGGUAUGUAGGACCCAAAGGAACUCAUUGAUCUCAUUGGAAAUAAAGUACAGGAUAAACUAAAUUCAACAUAUGAUUAUUUCGAUACCUCGGCUAAAUAAAUAGGUAGAAAGUGGACCCAUUUUUUAUGGAUUUAAGAUUAAAAGAUCUUGCCCAAAACAGUAAGAAUGUUUGCAAGUUUUGGGGUAAGUGUCAGAUCUGUAUACGAACUAGAGGCAAUGAAGGAAGAUAGAAUUAGGAGAUAAUUUGAAUUUUAUGUUGAUAAUGGUCCAAGAGCAGUUGCUGCAGCAAGUGACUUUAUUAGAGCAAUAGCAGUUUAUGAGUAUGGUGGAUUAUAUUUUGAUAACGACUAUAUGAUUGAGGAGUGGGACUACAAUAUAAACCACUACUUAGAUUUUAUUUCUACUCGUUUACUAGUAACUACCAAAUUAAUAGGUCUUAGCAAUGCCUGUUUUGCAGCAAAAUAAGGUCAUCCGAUUAUGGAAAACUAUAUUAAGAUCAUGGUAGAUUUGUUCAAAUUUUAUGACGAGGAGGACCAAAGAUCUCAUACUCUCAAUAGUUGUACUUUUAGAACAGUGGGAUCAACAAUCUUUGGAACGGGCCCUGCUAUUUUCUCUGCAGUAGCUUAUAAUUUCUUUAAUUAAGAUGGCAAUCAAGAUAGUGUAAUUAAUAGGGGUUGGGAAAAAACUUAGUAUGCUGAUAUUGAUGUUGUUGAUAUGUUUGGCAAUGAAAGUGGGCUGACAAUUAAACUAACGAGUUCCGAUAUGAUGUCAAACUCAUGGAGGAAUGAUCUUAAGGAUGUUAGAGUUUUUGGUUUCCCAGAGUUCAAUGAGUUUUGA
This is a messenger RNA of Stylonychia lemnae, 1230 nucleotides long. The record is from the annotation of a GenBank genome assembly. Lineage: Eukaryota; Ciliophora; Spirotrichea; Sporadotrichida; Oxytrichidae.